This is a messenger RNA of Branchiostoma floridae (Florida lancelet), 2643 nucleotides long. RefSeq lists its product as uncharacterized. Lineage: Eukaryota; Metazoa; Chordata; Leptocardii; Amphioxiformes; Branchiostomatidae. The coding region runs from base 432 to 1799 and encodes 455 amino acids. Gene Ontology annotation, biological process: protein secretion; negative regulation of protein ubiquitination. The transcript is spliced from 5 exons. The record is from RefSeq and is a predicted model, not a curated record. Gene Ontology annotation, cellular component: apical part of cell.
CGAGGUCACCAGAAAUGUUUGGGUUCACAGGAGGUGAAAGGUGAAUAGCUUGGCAACAGGCUAUUGUGUUGCGCGGUCUGUUCCAACAAUGCAAACAAACUGGCAGGUGAAACCGAGCCACCUGCUACGGUUCACCGCGCCGGGCGACGCUGGCUAGCAACCCGACGCCGCUCCGUGUGUUUGGUAGGCAGACUACGUUGACAGUCGGAACCUGAUUGUCCAGUUUGGACAACGAAUUAGCCCAGUUUCAACGGUGAAGAACAAUGUAGGAACUUUUUAUCGGAGCUGUAGUACUAGUAGCACCAUCAGACUGUUUGCUGGGACCGGCCGGGUCGUCAAGUUUUUAUCGGGAGUGUAGAAAGACAUAUGGCCCACUCGAGGAUACUGUAAUCGUCGUGUUUAUUUUCACAAGAUCUUAUGGAAGUGUCAACAUGUACCCCAGCAUGACUACUUAUCUACCGUCCAACUCGGGAAACUUUGGCGGGCUAUCGCUGCAGAUCUGCCGAGCGCCUAUCAUCCACUCCCCGCCGGACAGACGGAGCUCUUCCACGAGUCUAACCUCCGUGCAAGGCCGACAGAGUACCGAUAGCACAAAGACACGGGACAGUUUCCUUCCCGAAAUACACGGCAACACCUUACAAGGAUCUCCGAAUCGGCCUCCCAGCAAGACAGCAGUAAUUGUAAGGGCCAAGUCGGGGAAGUUGACUUCAAAGCCACCCAAUAUGGCGUUUCAGCACUCCCCAAGCGUCCCCAAGUUUCAAGGAUCCUCAGUCUCGGUUCUUGUCGACAGCGCUGCAGUUAAGAAGGCACUGGAGUCUUUAAAUCUUCAAGAACACGACUCAGGGAUUUCUAGUGAAGACUCGAACAAUGAACAUCACGACUCAACAGAAACAACAACACCUACAGCAACGGUGACAGCUGCUGACAAAGGAAACAAGAACAAGAAGAAAACCAAACGGAAAGUCAAGUCCGGCUCAAAGAUGGGCAACCGCAAGAUAGGCAACAAGCCGGGAUUGAAAUUAAAAACUCGAGCAAAGUCUGCCAAAAGUAUCUACAGCCAAACGCUAGUGCGCGGGGGAAGUGCAGUAGGAUUUAACACAAACAGUCUACGGUUGCAGACCCGACAGAAAACGGUGAAGUCGGAUCAAAGAGUCAGUCGUACAAGCGAAGCAACUAGAAGAGACUACAACAAGAUGUCUGCGCCAAAGACAAGUAGUGAAAUCAUUUAUUCCCAAAAGUUUUCUAGACUCCAUCCGAAUAGUUCCAUUCACGCAGUGUCAAAGAGUUUGGACAGCGCUCAACCAGACAAGCGUCAAGCGGGUUUCCUGUCGGCGAGAAGAGCCGAAGUCCCGAUGUUUUCUCCGAGGAGAGCCGAUCUGUUGCCGUCGCCGAGACGACCGAGCACGAACGGUGCCGAGGGUGAGAAAAUGACGAGGAUAUUUCUGUCGGAAAAGCAGUCCGGGAUGAUGAAGGACUGUGGAGUGUUCUUGCCAUGCGCACCCCCCGCCACACCCUCAAAAGAGCAAAUGGAGAGAUACGAGUUCGUGCCAUCCAUGACAGAUGUCAGGGCCAAGCGGGAAGUGCAGGCUCGGUUACAGCUAAUGGACAAGGCUGCCAAACAGAAGAAAGCCAAGCAGAUGGAGAUUGCAAAACGGCAAGAAAAACGGAAGGAGAAAGAUGGCGUCGCAGGGCACAAAGCUAGGCAAAGACUAGAGAUAUACGCGCUGAACAAAAUCAUGUCGGAAUAUGAAUGGUCGAACUUUCAAGCUUUCAAGAGGAGCAUCAACGGAGGUGUCUGACAGCCCUUUGUCGUAGUAGAAAGCACAGUAUACAAUAUCUAUGGUACCAAACAAAAUACACAUGUACUAUCAGUAUACUCUUGCACUGUCUGAAAAUCCAAAUGCUUUAUCAUGGUAUGCACUUAAUCCCCACCACACGAAUAUAUAAGUUGAAGAAUGUGACUAUAUAAUCACCAUGACCAUAGCUUAAAAAACGAUACUUACCUGCAAGUGUUUGGUUGUUCUCCUGCUAUCCCGUUCAGGGUGAUGUCCUAACAUGUUCUACUUCGCACUGCAGCAAGGUGGCGCUGCAGUGGGAAUUACGUGGUCCCAAACUUGACUAAACUUGUAUCCCCCCCUCCCCAGUCACAUACCAACGCACAUACUUGUUGUAGCUUUCUCAAAGAUACCACUAUGACAUUUCCAUAUUACCCAUGCCUAAAAACACGAAUGAGCUACCUAUGUAGCUAUUAUUCUUUAUACCAGAACUGCUGUUGUUCAUGUAUCUUUGCUUUUCUUUUUUAUUGAACGUUUAUCCGUAUUGUCGACAGAGACAUAUAUUUGGAUCAAAGAUACUAGAUAGAUAUAUUUCGUUACAAUAUAGCUGCUAAAUAUACCAAAACGGACCUCUAUCGUCAAAGUUAUAACAGUUAUUGAUGUUAGUCUUUUUUUGUUUGUUUAUCGUUACCAUAUCCAAAUAUAAUAUCAAUAUAAUAUCAAACGUAUGUCAGAGCAGCAGGCUGCUAUUUUAUAAGACACAAGUGUCAAAGAAGAACUUUGGUGAGAUUUUCGCUAUGCAGUGUGAAUAAAAUGGUGCCAUGGUGGAUUUUAAGUAUGAAAGAAAAAUACAAUAUUUUGAAUAUAA